Sinocyclocheilus anshuiensis is the source of this 1975-nucleotide messenger RNA. RefSeq names its product nuclear receptor subfamily 2 group F member 6-like. The transcript has 5 exons. Bases 477 to 1676 code for a protein of 399 amino acids. Gene Ontology annotation, molecular function: DNA-binding transcription factor activity; zinc ion binding; sequence-specific DNA binding. Lineage: Eukaryota; Metazoa; Chordata; Actinopteri; Cypriniformes; Cyprinidae. The record is from RefSeq and is a predicted model, not a curated record. Gene Ontology annotation, biological process: regulation of DNA-templated transcription.
CACACACACACACUCUCUCUCUCUCUCUCUCUCUCUCUCUCUCUCACACAGGCACGCGGCGCGCGCGCUCUACUGGACACUGGCUGGCUCGCGCUAUCUCUUGUCCUCUUCAAGCCAGCGCGACUUUUGCACUUCCAAACACAGGUUGACAUCUAGAUUGGAAACUGACAUCUAAACGACACGUUAUUCGAGGCGUGACUAAAGAAGCUGGAGCAAAAAGUGAAUAUGGUCAGUCGAGGCAAAACAACAUGCACAGCCCACUUUCCGAAGACCAAAGUUGACUGACUCAGACUCGUGACUCGUGUCUGAGCCUAAAUGUGUGAGACGAAGCUGUGGACAGUUACCAGAUAUAGAGGCCGUCAUAUCUUCUCAUUUUAGAACACACAGCUGUCAAAAAAGGGGGUCAACUGAAACCGUCUGUGCCGACAGCACGUUUGGGAGUAUUUUUCCUCCUCGGUUGUGCUGAGAACUAAGCGAUGGCCAUGGUGAGAGGGGGGUGGGGAGAUCCCAAUGGGGAGACUAAUGGACUUGGUGACAAGGGGUACCUGAGGGGAGAUGAGGACGAUGGGUCACCGCAAGGAGGCGGCAGCGACAUGGAGGCCGGGGAGGAUGAUAAAGGUUGUGUGGUGGACUGUGGGGUCUGCGGUGACAAGUCCAGUGGGAAACACUACGGCGUGUUUACUUGUGAGGGCUGCAAGAGCUUCUUCAAACGGAGUGUCCGACGAAACCUAAACUAUACCUGCAGAUCAAACCAAGACUGCCAGAUUGACCAACAUCAUCGCAACCAGUGUCAAUACUGUCGCUUAAAGAAGUGUUUCCGAGUGGGAAUGCGCAAAGAAGCAGUUCAGCGUGGACGCAUCCCACCUUCGCAUUCAAGCCUCAGCCCAUCCACGACUCCAGUGGGCGGUAAUGCCGGCAGUGGCGUGAGCGAGUUCUACAACGGGCAGCCGGUGUCUGAGCUCAUCUCCCAGCUCCUGCGGGCAGAGCCUUACCCUAACAGCCGCUACAGCCAUCAGUACAACCAGCAGAUGCAGGGGGGCGGAGGAUCCAUGGGCAUCGACAGCAUCUGCGAGCUAGCCGCCAGACUCCUGUUUAGCAUCAUCGAAUGGGCCAGAAACAUUCCUUACUUCCCCGAGCUGCCUGUAUCUGAGCAGGUGGCCUUGCUGCGACUCAGCUGGAGCGAACUGUUUAUACUCAACGCCGCCCAAUCUGCCCUGCCCCUGCACAUGGCCCCGCUGCUCGCCGCCGCAGGCUUUCACUCCUCUCCCAUGUCUGCCGAGAGGGUGGUGUCCUUCAUGGACCAGGUGCGCAUCUUCCAGGACCAAGUGGAGAAGCUGACCCGCCUGCAAGUGGAUACAGCAGAGUACAGCUGUCUGAAGGCCAUUGCGCUCUUCUCACCAGAUGCAUGUGGGCUGACAGACCCGGCUCAUGUGGAAAGCCUGCAGGAAAAAGCUCAGGUGGCCCUGACCGAGUACGAGCGCAUGCAGUACCCCGGGCAGCCCCAACGCUUCGGACGGCUCCUACUGCGACUGCCUGCUCUGAGGGCCGUGCCCGCCAACCUCAUCUCUCAGCUCUUCUUCAUGCGCCUGGUGGGCAAAACGCCCAUCGAGACGCUCAUCCGUGACAUGCAGCUGUCUGGCAGUGCCAUCAGUUGGCCGUACGCACCCGGACAAUAACCAUUAUCAGAUGUGACCAUGAAACCAGUCUGAAAUUCAAACUAUCUCAGUGUGAUUGUGUUUUUUCAACCACACAUUCACUUCUGAUAUUCACCGGAUCACCUAAUGCAACAGGGUCAUACUGUGGGAAUGGUGGAUUCAGUAGUACAUGGCAGAAGGCUUGAUGUAUGCUCUGUGUGAACUGUUUUAUGAGGCCCAGAAGCAUUCUUAAAAAAUUACUUGAGAAAUCUUGGUUAUCUGCUAGCCAAAGGUAAGAUGUUAGGUACAGUUUCAUAGCGAGUUAUUAAGUGGAAAUUGGU